Molecule: messenger RNA, 2365 nt
Organism: Anopheles bellator
Lineage: Eukaryota; Metazoa; Arthropoda; Insecta; Diptera; Culicidae
Exons: 2
Coding region: 1-2217 (738 amino acids)
Biological process (GO): positive regulation of DNA-templated transcription
Cellular component (GO): nuclear body
Source: RefSeq, a predicted model, not a curated record
AUGACUUCAUCGAUGUCUCCUGCGUCUGGUGCGGAGGGUGGCAGUGGUGGAGGAGCGAUUAAAACGAGCAAUCGGCUCAGCCUGAAGCGACGCUCCCAGGGCGAUGCGGUCGAUGUGGGUUCGCGCGAAACCUGGAUCUCGACGAACAAGAUCCUGAAUAGUAGCUACAGUGGCCGGCGCAUCAACAGCCGCAACCCGAACUUUGACUACGAGGAAACGAAGCUGCUGAUCUCGCUGUGGGGUGACCCGCAGGUCCAGAAGACGCUCAUCACCACGCAUAAGAAGCACCCGGUGAUUGCGGAGUUGGCCCGCAAGAUGCGAGAACAGAACUACAACCGGUCGACGGAGGAGAUCAACACGCGUAUCAAGAACCUGAAGUGUUUCUACAACCGCAUCAAGAAGGAUAUGGCGGCCGGAAUCAUCAACCAAACGACCUGGCGGCACUACGCCGAUAUGGACGAGAUCAUUAGCCGGCCAGUGUUUGGGAAUGCGCAGCGGGCGCACUUGAUGCAGCAGCUCAGGGGGCAGCAGGACGAGGAGUCGAGCAAGCGGCAACCGGAGCAGGACUCGCCGGAUCAGUUGCACCGCUUUCCGGUGAAGCUGGAGCUGAUGAGCGACGACGAUGACGAUGCGACCGAGAUACGGGCGGAGGAUCUGCUUACGAUAGAUGCAAACUUCCCCGAGGAUAUCGGCGGUGGUGUUGGGAAGACUGCCACCGGAAGUUCCCGCAAUUUACUGGCCGUUCGCGGCGAGAAUCCCGGCCGGAACAGUGGUGGUCGGGCUGCAAAUGGGAGAAAGCGGCAGCACGAUGAUGUCGAGGACGAGGAAGAUGACGACGAAGAUGAGGAAGAAGAUGACGACGAAGGGAGCGAUUUCGACGUGGAAAAUGAGUUCAACGACGGUCUGGAUGAGAUUCUUCAGAAAGCGCAAGAGAAAACCAACGGACCGGUAUCGAAAGCGGGCAGCAGUAUCACCGUGCCUCCGUGUAAUCCGGUUACGAGCAAAACACCGAACCCAAGUGGAUUGGUCAUCGAAACCGUCAGCUCCGGCAGUGGAAACACCAUCUCGGCCAGCUCAUCGAACGGCCCGACACCUGGCAAAAUUUCGGUUGUUCCUACAAACCUCCUGCUCAAGACACCGACCGCUCCUUCCAGCCUAAACACUCCGAUUCAGAUCUUCACGCAACCCACGGUCAGCAUAGCGGCCGGGGGCACCGGAAAGGCGACGAUGAACAUUGCAACCACGGCCGCCGGAUCGUCGGGCGCUCCGAUGAAGCUACUGCUGGUGAACACUGUCGGCAAGGAUGGCACUACGAAGCAAAUCCUGACACCCGCCUCGGAAGUGCCGGCGAUGCCAAAGCUACUGCCCGCUCCGCUCCAGCAAGCGAAGGUUCCCAUCUCGAUCACGCCGAAAGCGCCCAUCGUCAGCAUACCGGCGGUGAACGUGCCGAAGAAACCGACGACGGUGAUAGGCGGGUUGCCAGGAUUCCUGAAGACUGGCGGUCUCUCCGGUUGCGUCGGUGGCAACGAACGGAGAUCCGGCGGCGGAUUCAAAACGCUCCUUACGCAGCUCGUUACGAUUCAGCGCGAAAAUCUUGCCCUCAACCGGGAGCGGUUGGCACUGGAGAAGGAGCGGCUCGAGUUUGAAACCAAGUUCGGUGGGUCGUUCGUCAGCAUGGUUCAGAACAUGAGCUCGUUCUUCUCCGGUAUGCUGAAGCACCAGCGCCAGGAACAGCAAACUACCACGGCAACGGGGAACCAGCUGGCAGCAAAACCUCUGCCGCACGGUGAGCCUCCGUUGCGAGCCAAAUCGGCAGAGGCGGUCAACGAUUGCUCACCGGAUGUGCGAGAACUCCUAUCGUCUCCUUCGCCGGCUUCCAACUCACCAGCGCUAGGCGUCAGCCGUCAGUUGGCCGAAGAAUUGACAAAGGAGAAGUCUUCACCCAUCACCACCACGGCCACGCAAGUUUCUGCGCCACCGGCAACGAAGCAUCCGGAGAAUUCGGGACCACCAGCAAUGACUCCGUCUCCGUUGAUGAAACUUAACGCUGAGCUUGCCGGGACCGAAGACAACGUUACGUUGCCAAAGAAGCGCCGCAUGAUGACCCGCAACUCGUCACAGCAUUCCACAGGCCCACCAAAGUUGACGCCGGCCACGAGCACCACCGCGGAUGAGUCACUCAAGGCCGAGCUGAUCAGCGACAACGACGAUCAUUAGGCCCGGUGCCAUAUGCAGCGUUUGUGUUGUUCCAUUUUUAUUAUUUACGAUAUUUAACUUAUUUGUUCACUCUUUAUCAUGCUUAUUUAUCACAUUCCCCGUUUUCACCAAGUCAAUGAGAGACUUUAUAUCAUGGAUUACAUCUUGA